Molecule: messenger RNA, 287 nt
Organism: Staurois parvus
Lineage: Eukaryota; Metazoa; Chordata; Amphibia; Anura; Ranidae
Source: the annotation of a GenBank genome assembly
GAUACACCAAAAGCAUCUGUCUCUGAGCGCAGAAUGUGGCCUGGCUGCUCUGAGCCCAAUGAGAAGGAUUCCAACCAGGGGCGGACUGACAACUCAUGGGGUGCCCGGGGAAUAGGGGAUCAUGGGGCCCCUGUGUCCUUGCCCAAACUCAAAAAAAGCCUAUGAAAAAGGUACCAGGGGCAUCUCAUGGGGCCUCCUACUGACUCCGGGCCCUUGGGCAGUGCCCGAGUUUCCAAAUGGUCCUCCCCUGCUCUAGACUAUUCCUACUCGACUGGAACCUUUCCCUA